Caenorhabditis briggsae is the source of this 1968-nucleotide messenger RNA. NCBI's taxonomy places the organism in Eukaryota, Metazoa, Nematoda, Chromadorea, Rhabditida, Rhabditidae. The record is from RefSeq and is a predicted model, not a curated record. The transcript has 2 exons. Bases 1 to 1968 code for a protein of 655 amino acids.
AUGGGUAACGCAUCGCGAGAUGCGCCAGUGGAGCCUGUAGACGUUUCUCGGAAACUAGCGGGAAAGAUAAGAAUCGCCCUGGAUUUUUUGCAUAUAAGUGGAGAGAGAAACAGUGAGAAUCGUCAGUUCUCGAAUGGGAACUGGCAUCCAGCUGGAGCUGGGAGCCGGAGCUCUGAGAGCCGGGGUCCUGGAAAUGGAACUGGAGCCAUUGGAUUUGGAAGUUAUGAUCCUGAAGCUGAAAUCGGAGCAGGUGGAGCUGCAGCUGUUGAGGCCGGACCUGGUGAUGGUGGAGGUGGAAUCGGAGCUGGUGGAGGUGGAAUCGGAGCUGGUGGAGGUGGAAUCGGAGCUGGUGGAGGUGGAAUCGAAGCUGGUGGAGGUGGAAUCGAAGCUGGUGGAGGUGGAAUCGAAGCUGGUGGAGGUGGAAUCGAAGCUGGUGAAGGUGGAAUCGGAGCUGGUGGAGGUGGAAUCGGAGCUGGUGGAGGUGGAAUCGAAGCUGGUGGAGGUGGAAUCGAAGCUGGUGGAGGUGGAAUCGAAGCUGGUGGAGGUGGAAUCGAAGCUGGUGGAGGUGGAAUCGAAGCUGGUGGAGGUGGAACCGGAGUUGGUGGAGGUAGAAUCGAAGCUGGUGAAGGUGGAAUCGGAGCUGGUGAAGGUGGAAUCGGAGCUGGUGGAGGUGGAAUCGGAGCUGGUGGAGGUGGAAUCGAAGCUGGUGAAGGUGGAAUCGGAGCUGGUGGAGGUGGAAUCGGAGCUGGUGGAGGUGGAAUCGAAGCUGGUGAAGGUGGAAUCGGAGCUGGUGAAGGUGGAAUCGGAGCUGGUGAAGGUGGAAUCGGAGCUGGUGGAGGUGGAAUCGAAGCUGGUGGAGGUGGAAUCGAAGCUGGUGGAGGUGGAAUCGAAGCUGGUGGAGGUGGAAUCGAAGCUGGUGGAGGUGGAAUCGAAGCUGGUGGAGGUGGAACCGGAGUUGGUGGAGGUAGAAUCGAAGCUGGUGAAGGUGGAAUCGGAGCUGGUGAAGGUGGAAUCGGAGCUGGUGGAGGUGGAAUCGGAGCUGGUGGAGGUGGAAUCGAAGCUGGUGAAGGUGGAAUCGGAGCUGGUGGAGGUGGAAUCGGAGCUGGUGGAGGUGGAAUCGAAGCUGGUGAAGGUGGAAUCGGAGCUGGUGGAGGUGGAAUCGGAGCUGGUGGAGGUGGAAUCGGAGCUGGUGGAGGUGAAAUCGAAGCUGGUGAAGGUGGAAUCGGAGCUGGUGGAGGUGGAAUCGAAGCUGGUGAAGGUGGAAUCGGAGCUGGUGGAGGUGGAAUCGAAGCUGGUGAAGGUGGAAUCAGAGCUGGUGGAGAUGGAAUCGGAGCUGGUGGAGGUGGGAUUGGAGCUGGUGGAGGUGGAAUCGGAGCUGGUGGAGGUGGGAUUGGAGCUGGUGGAGGUGGAAUCAGAGCUGGUGGAGAUGGAAUCGGAGCUGGUGGAGGUGGAAUCGAAGCUGGUGGAGAUGGAAUCGGAGCUGGUGGAGAUGGAAUCGAAGCUGGUGAAGGUGGAAUCAGAGCUGGUGGAGAUGGAAUCGAAGCUGGUGAAGGUGGAAUCAGAGCUGGUGAAGGUGGAAUCAGAGCUGGUGGAGAUGGAAUCGGAGCUGGUGGAGAUGGAAUCGGAGCUGGUGGAGGUGGAAUCGAAGCUGGUGAAGGUGGAAUCAGAGCUGGUGGAGAUGGAAUCGAAGCUGGUGGAGAUGGAAUCGGAGCUGGUGGAGGUGGGAUUGGAGCUGGUGGAGGUGGAAUCGGAGCUGGUGGAGGUGGAAUCGAAGCUGGUGAAGGUGGAAUCAGAGCUGGUGGAGAUGGAAUCGGAGCUGGUGGAGGUGGAAUCGGAGCUGGUGGAGGUGGAAUCGAAGCUGGUGAAGGUGGAAUCAGAGCUGGUGGAGAUGGAAUCGGAGCUGGUGGAGGUGGGAUCGGAGCUGGUGGAGAUGAAAUCGGAGCUGGUGGAGGUGGAAUUGGUUUUUAA